Molecule: messenger RNA, 1501 nt
Organism: Loxodonta africana (African savanna elephant)
Lineage: Eukaryota; Metazoa; Chordata; Mammalia; Proboscidea; Elephantidae
Gene: DNMT3L
Product: DNA methyltransferase 3 like
Exons: 11
Coding region: 54-1196 (380 amino acids)
Biological process (GO): negative regulation of DNA-templated transcription
Cellular component (GO): cytoplasm; nucleus
Molecular function (GO): enzyme activator activity
Source: RefSeq, a predicted model, not a curated record
GUCCCGCGUGGCUGCUGUCAUUGUGACCUGUUUACCCCUAACCCUGACCAGUCAUGGACCUGGAGGAAGAGCAGAGCAUGGAUGUGAUCCUGGUGGGCUCCAGUGAGCUGUCAUGUCCCCCAUCACCUCGGCCCAGCAGAGAUCUUAUUGCAUAUGAAGUCAGGGUUAAGCAGCGACACAUAGAAGACAUCUGCAUCUGCUGCGGGAGUUUCCAGGUCUGGACAGAGCAUCCUCUGUUUGAGGGAGGAAUGUGUGCUCCAUGUAAGGGCAAGUUCCUGGACUCCCUCUUCUUGUAUGAUGAUGAUGGAUACCAGUCCUACUGCUCUAUCUGCUGCUCGGGUGAGACGCUGCUCAUCUGUGAAAACCCCGACUGUACCCGAUGCUACUGUUUCGAGUGUGUCGAUACGCUGGUCAGCCCCGGGACCUCAGGGAGAGUGCAAGCCAUGAGUAACUGGGUGUGUUUCUUGUGCCUGCCCUUCCCCAGCAACGGGCUGCUGCAGAGAAGGAAGAAAUGGCGGGCACGGCUGAAGGCCUUCCACGACCGGGAGGCAGAGAGUCCUUUUGAAAUCUACAAGACCGUGCCUGCGUGGAAGAGAGAGCCAGUCCGGGUGCUGUCCCUUUUUGGGGACAUCCAGGAAGAGCUCACGAGCUUGGGGUUUUUGGAAGGUGGUUCUGACCACAGACAACUGAGGCACCUGGAUGACGUCACCAAUGUAGUUAGGAAGGAUGUGGAAGACUGGGGUCCUUUCGACCUCAUGUAUGGCUCGACACCCCCUUUCGGCUAUGCCUUCGAGCGGCCUCCUGGGUGGUACCUGUUCCAGUUCCACCGUGUGCUACAGUAUGCGCAGCCCAGGCCAGGCAGCAGGCAGCCCUUCUUCUGGAUGUUCGUGGACAACCUGGUGCUGACCUCGGAUGACCGGCUUGUGGCAUCCCGCUUCCUGGAGACCGACCCUGUGACCAUCCAGGAUGUCUGCGGCAGAGUCACCAGGAAUGCUGUGUACGUGUGGAGCAACAUCCCAGCUGUGAGGAGCAAGGACUCGGCUCUGGCUGCUGAAGAGGCACUGUCCCUGCUGGCUCAGGACAGGCUCAGAGCCAGGCUCCCUGCCCCAGCCCCUGCUGCGCUGGUCAAGAACUGCUUUCUCCCCCUUCGAGAAUAUUUUAAGUAUUUUUCAACAGAACUCACUUCCUCUCUAUGAAUGAGUCAUUAUAUCAUGAAAAGAAAAAAGAAAAAAAGUUUUCCUAGAACAAAAACAACUUUCCUAGUAUUGUCUUUUUUCCUUUCUUCAGACUAUUAUUUUAUUUGCUGGACUUCUGCUUUCUCAGGGUGGCUAUAGAUCUGUCUUUCAUUUAGUCAUGGAGAAGCAGGGUCCCACUGCCCGUCAUGUGCAUGUGAUGGGACAAAGCACUGUGUGGUUAUACAGAAGACCCUGGGGUCCUACUGCACGUUGUACUUGCCCCAAAUAUUUCUGUACUCCUGUUGAAAAAUUAAAAAUAUAUUUAU